Molecule: messenger RNA, 1774 nt
Organism: Schistosoma intercalatum
Lineage: Eukaryota; Metazoa; Platyhelminthes; Trematoda; Strigeidida; Schistosomatidae
Source: the annotation of a GenBank genome assembly
UAACGCGCCCCAGUAAUUUAUUCAGUGUAGUAAUCAUAUUGUUACAAGCAGGAUUAUUGGAUUUGAUAUCUCAACUAUAUUCAAUUGUAUAUUUAUAAUUCAAUAGAAAACUAAACAUGUUAUUUUGGAAUAAGUAACUAGCGUGAUUUAUAUCCCUAUCAAGAGUAUAUAGCUAAAUUUACAACUGAAUUAAUUGGAAUUCAUUUGAAAGUUAUUCACAGGGGUUUGACGUGGUUGGCAUUUACAUUAUGAUUGCGCAACGUGAUAAAUGGACUCUUAGAAUUAAAGCCAUUUGCUUCAUACUCAUUGCCCUUUUCAUCAUAUGGUUGAUCAACAUCUCACCAAGUUUACUCUAUCAUGGUAAAUACAAUGAAAGUUACACAUUCUUAUCAGAUAAUAUGCAACUGAUUGAUGGAAAUAUAUUUACUUCAAACUCUUCAGAGUUCAACCUGGCUAUGAGAUUGCACAAAAUGUAUUCUACUAUUAAUGAAACUUCCAUUCAAAUUCACUCUCUGAGAUUUGAUGUAGAAGAAAACAGACUGAAGAGAUUAUAUGACUCAUUAAGUAAAAAUAAUUCAGUGAAAACAUUUCUCAGCUAUGGAUCUCAGAAAAUUUAUAUACCAAAGAAAUUUUCUAAAUGUUAUGCUUCAAAAUGUACACUUAUCACCGGAAUGGAAAGAUGGCGUGAAGCUGAUGCACUUAUUUUAACAAAAGAUGAACAACCAAAUGGAAUUCGACCAAAUGGACAAUUAUGGUUUAGUCUAACACAUGAAUCUCCUAAACAUAUAUCAUUGGCAAACACACUAGAAAAUGAAGUUAACUUUACCAUAUCCUAUCGUUUUGAUUCAACGAUUUAUUCACCAUACGGUUACUAUGAACCGUAUUUAAAGUAUCAUGGACCAAAAACAAGAUAUCCUCUGCCUUCUCGAAAUUUUGCUGCUGGCAAAUCGAAAAAAGUAGCAUGGUUUGUGAGUAACUGUGCAGCUAAAAGUCCUAGACUACAAUAUGCUGAGGAACUUUCAAAAUAUAUCUCGGUUGAUAUAUAUGGCAAGUGUGGUACAAAAGUAUGUUCUAGGAAUUUGAUAAAUGAUCCUUUGUUACCUGACUGUUUUAAAUUGAUUCGUCAGAACUACAAAUUUUAUCUGAGUUUUGAAAAUAGUUUAUGCAGUUGGUAUAUCACUGAGAAACUUUAUAAGAAUGCAUUGAAAAACGAUCUACUUCCAAUUGUGAUGGGUGCGUCGAUAGAGGAAUAUGAAAGAGUCGCUCCUCCAUACUCGUUCAUUCACGUUGAUCAAUUCGAAUCACCAGCUAAACUGGCACACUAUUUGAAGUAUUUGGACGAGAACGAUACUGCAUAUAAUGAAUAUUUUGCAUGGCAUGAUCAUGGAAUCAUACAUGAUCGGGAUUCACAACCUCAAUGUGCAAUGUGUCUACUAGCUCAUACAUCUCAUUCAUUUGGUCCCUAUUGGGUUCCGAGUGUGGCACGAUGGUGGAAUGAUGGAUGUAAUGGUCGGAAAUUGCGUUGGAAUCUAUGAAUUGUGAAUAUUGACAAUAUUAACGCAGUUGCUUUCUACUUUGUUUGACUGUGUAACAUACCCAAAUCUUUUGCUUCCUCCCCAUAUUGACUUCGCUACAUGUUCUUUUUCACACUCGCUAGUAAUCUUGAACUGAAUCAAUCUGUAAAUAAAAUAAUAUAUCUGUAAUUGGAAAUUAACAAAUCAAACCUUUUUAAUUGAUACCUUCUGAAUGAACCUUCAUUUAUACUUGAACCUGC